Sitodiplosis mosellana (orange wheat blossom midge) is the source of this 1355-nucleotide messenger RNA. RefSeq names its product CBY1-interacting BAR domain-containing protein homolog (gene Fam92). Gene Ontology annotation, cellular component: ciliary basal body; ciliary transition zone. The transcript has 5 exons. The record is from RefSeq and is a predicted model, not a curated record. Gene Ontology annotation, biological process: cilium assembly. Bases 62 to 1147 code for a protein of 361 amino acids. NCBI's taxonomy places the organism in Eukaryota, Metazoa, Arthropoda, Insecta, Diptera, Cecidomyiidae.
CGUGGUUUCGAGUAGUUAGUCACAAAUUUCUGAAAAAAAAAAUUGAAUUCGUUUGUUGAAAAUGCCACAAGACGGGAAAAAGAUGAUUUUUGACCGAAUUCAAUCAACAGAGAAUUUCCUCGGAGAAUUAUGCUCAGAGCUGUCGAGUUUUACGAAGAAGAAAGCAAGGUUACGAGAUAAAUAUGAUGAACUAGCACGCAUUUUUAAAGGAUACACAGAUACAGCACGAUUCAAUGAGACUUUGUUCAAUGGUUUGUUAAAUUUCUCCAAAUCGUGUACAUUUUUGGCUGAUGCAAAGGACAUGGAAGUUCAACGUCUUCAAUUGAAAACUCUACGCGACGUGGCAAACUAUGAGAAUGUAUGUAAAAAUGCAAGAGAGACUCUGAAACAGUCAUUGUUGGCUCGAGGAAAGGAACAAUUGAAGCAUAGAACUCAACAACGAAAUUCGAUUAUCGAAAAGGACUCAAAUUCUCAAAUAGCCGAACAGAGUAAAUCUAGUCAAGACUACGAAAUGAAUUUAUUGCAAUUCGAACGACAAAAGAUCGGUGAUAUUCGGCAGAUUUUGCUUGAUUUUACACUGAUACAGUUGAAAGAGAGUGUAAAAUCAAUGGAAAUCUUAACGACAAUGUACAACGACGUUGCUGCCAUUGAUGAAAAUCAGGAUUUGGAGGAGUUUGAACAAAAGUUCCUAAACAAAGGGUCGAAUAAUUUGAAAGCCACAAGCCGUUCACAAUCAAUGAGUGCACUGGCAACGAAUCCACAGUCGUUGAAGCGUACCAGCUUAUCGAAUAGUACAAUGUCGUUGAGUUCGCCUAACAAAGACUUGCACAUAAAAGGCCAGGGAAAUCGUUCUAGCGACAGCGAAUUAGAAGAAGAUGAUGAGGAAGAAGAAGAGGAGAGCAUUAAAUCGACUGAGGAAACGACUGAAAGUGAUGAAGAAGAGUCAAGAGACUCAAGUAUGACCAAACCAAGCACCGUAAAUGCGAGUAGCGUCUAUGAUGAUGAUGAUGACGAUGAUGCCGUGGAAAUACGGCCAAUCAAAACGUUGGCCAAGAAAGAAGCUGGCACAAAACCGCAGCCAGAAAAACGAGUCGCGCCCGUUCCACAAGUUCGCUUUUCCAAACUUGUUAGUCACAUGAAGAAGUGAAGGCUUGAUGGAAAACGUAUUUUCUUUCCAAAUUAAAUCAAAAUCAAUUCAUUAGUUUUCAAACCAAUAAAUCCAUAACCAACAGCACUCAAAUGGAUGUGCCUAAAUAUGAAAUAAAUUACGGAAGAAAAUGCAGCUAUUUUAAUAACGAUAAAAUCGUGGGGAGUUUGUUAAAUCGAUAUAAGUUUUGCGAGUAAAAAGAGUGAGG